CUCCAUCUCACUAGAGAACCAAAAGAGGAAGUUUCGAGGAAGUUGCAAAAGUAGCUGCUAUUUAUAACAGUAGUCUCCAAGCCCUUCAUACCAUCCUAUGAUAACAAUACGUCUUUCAUUAGUGCUUGAGUUUGCCUUUCGGUAGUAACACUUCUAGAAGACGUAACAUUUUGGCCUGUUGCACCAAUCCAUAAUGGCUUCGUCCCAGGAACCGCGGCUUCUUGAGCAUGGCAACCUUAAAGGUUUAAGCAAGGAGAUGCGACACGGCCGCACUGCUCACAACAUGUCGUCCUCUUCUCUGCGCAAAAAAUCCGACCUCACUCUCGUUUCCAAGCUUCGAUGUGGAUUGCUUAGAAACUUGUUAACUAAUCUUCAAGAAGUUAUUUUAGGGACAAAACUUUCAGUUCUUUUUCCCGCCAUCCCACUUGCUAUUCUCGCUGAGUGUUAUGGCUUUGGAAGACCAUGGGUUUUCGCUCUGAGCUUACUGGCUCUUACUCCUCUCGCCGAACGAGUCAGCUUUUUGACAGAGCAAAUUGCUUACUACACUGGUCCAACAGUGGGAGGGCUCCUGAAUGCAACAUGUGGCAAUGCUACAGAACUCAUAAUAGCUAUCCUCGCACUGAGCCAACGCAAGAUUGAGGUGGUGAAAUAUUCUCUCUUGGGUUCCAUUCUAUCCAAUCUGCUUCUUGUUCUUGGGACUUCUCUAUUCUGUGGUGGGAUUGCACAUCUUAGACCAGAGCAAAAAUAUGAUAGAAAACAAGCUGAUGUAAACAUACUGCUUCUUCUGCUGGCAUUGUUGUGCCACAUGCUGCCAUUGUUGUUCAGAGUUUCCAGUGCCUCCGCUGCUCUCACCGCCAUCCCAACACUCCACUUGUCAAGAGCAAGUAGCUUCGUAAUGCUUCUAGGAUACGUUGCAUACAUUAUCUUCCAAUUAGUGACACACAGACAAUUGUUUGAAGCAUCAGAGGAAUCAGCCGAUGGUGAUGAUAAUGAUGUGAUCUCAGAAGAAGCGCCAGUUAUAGGAUUCUGGAGUGGAAUUGUUUGGCUGGUUGGGAUGACUGCUGUCAUAGCUUUGUUAUCAGAAUUUGUUGUGGGAACAAUUGAGGGUGCUUCUGAUUCUUGGGGCCUUUCAGUCAGCUUCAUUAGCAUUAUCUUGCUACCAAUUGUUGGAAAUGCAGCAGAACAUGCUGGUGCAGUCAUAUUUGCUUUUAAAAACAAGUUGGAUAUAUCGUUAGGUGUUGCUUUGGGUUCCGCAACUCAAAUUUCUAUGUUUGUGGUUCCACUGUGCGUGGUUGUUGCUUGGAUAAUGGGUAUUGAGAUGGAUCUUAAUUUCAAUCUCCUUGAGACUGGCACUCUUGCUCUAGCAAUCAUCGCUACAGCAUUCACUUUACAGGAUGGUACUUCUCAUUACUUGAAAGGAUUGGCUUUGCUGCUUUGCUACUUUGUCAUUGGAGCAUGCUUUUUCGUAUCCAAAGCACCCCUUCAUCAAGGAAAUGUCACCAAUUUUGGAGUCAAGACAGCACCUGGAGUAGUCCUCACAGCUUAGUGCACGAGAUUGAGGCUCUCAUGGUGAGUCCCUAGAUGAGGAUGGUCACAUUCAAAUAUCUAUGACCACUUUGGAUGCAUUUGUUAUUCUUUCAUUUUCAUUCCGCCCCGACGAUGAUGAUCGAUGGAUGGAUGAAUCGCCUGCCGGAAAGCAAGCAUUUUGUGUUUUGUUUGAGAUUAUAUAUAGUAGCCAUGCCUUCUUAGGUAAAAUGGAAGAUUUUAUCACACCAUUGUUGCCUUAUGAAGACAGGCUACCUACUGUAUAUGUCAUGCUGUGUAGAUAUCCUCUCCUAAGUGUUUUUGUAAUUGGGGGUUUGAUUUCUUAUGCCAAUAUAGAGAGGAUUGGCAGAUGACACAAGGGUGGGGUUUUUCUCUACUCUUGUAUUCAAAUAAUCAAUAAAUUUAUUUAGUUUU
Messenger RNA from Hevea brasiliensis (rubber tree), 1959 nucleotides. RefSeq names its product vacuolar cation/proton exchanger 3. The coding region runs from base 194 to 1546 and encodes 450 amino acids. Lineage: Eukaryota; Viridiplantae; Streptophyta; Magnoliopsida; Malpighiales; Euphorbiaceae. Gene Ontology annotation, biological process: calcium ion transmembrane transport; intracellular calcium ion homeostasis. The transcript has 12 exons. The record is from RefSeq and is a predicted model, not a curated record. Gene Ontology annotation, cellular component: plant-type vacuole membrane. Gene Ontology annotation, molecular function: calcium:proton antiporter activity.